ACCCUAAGCUAACGUGAUGAAGUAAAAUUAAAAGUGUGUUAUUUGACUCGCUCUUUCGCUCACUCUCUUCUUCCUCCAAUUCCUGAAAUUCCCCUCUUUAGAAACACUAAUCACUCCAGAAAUCUCAAUUCCCUAACAGAGAAUCCAUCAAUUUCUUUCUCACUUUCUCCCCCCCCCUUCCAAAACCCCCAAAAUUUCAUUCUCAAAAUUGAAAAUUUCAAUGACCUAAAUCAGAUCUAGCUUUCUUCAGUCUUCUUUUCCCAAAAUUAGGUUUUAAUGGCACCAAGUAAGAGAAGAAGAGGUGGUUCUAAAAAAUCUUCCUCUGCUGCUGCUAAGAAACGUAAAAAAUCUGGGAAUAAAACUGAAAUUCCUACCGAAAAUGAAUUGCCCCAAGAAGAAGAAGAAGGGAAAGAAAUCGAGACAGUGGUGGUAGAAAUAGAAGAAAUUCCCGCAGAUCCUCCUGUUGUUCCUUCAAUUCCAGUUGAACCUCCUGUAGAUUUUGGUAAGGCUUCUUCUACUGCUAAGAAUGGUGAAAAAUUGGGGAAUGAAAAUGAAAUUUCAUCUGAAAAUGUAUUGACCCAAGAAGAAGAAGUAGAAAUAGAAGAAAUUCCUGCAGAUCCUCCUGUUGUUCCUUCAAUUUCAGUUGAACCUCAUGUAGAUUGUGAUAAAGCUUCUUCUACUGCUAAGAAUGGUGAAAAAUUGGGGAAUAAAAAUGAAAUUUCAUCUGAAAAUCUAUUGACCCAAGAAGAAGAAGAAGAAGAAAGAGUGGUGGAACAAACACUGGCACCUAUUUUAUCUGCAGUUGAAACUCUUGUAGAUUUGUAUUCUGACUCUGCACCCAACACUAAACUACCCUGCCGUCGUGCCGUGAAAUCUGGUAGAGAUUCUCCUGUAGGAGAUGUUUCUUCUGAACAACAACAAUUGUGUGAGGAUCAAACAGCAGUGGAGGUUGUUGAUUGUACACAAGAUGAUAACAAGGAGAAAGGAAAAGUAGAUUUGACACAGAGCUUUGUGAGCGAUCAGGUUUUUGACUCACCUGAUGCUCUUAUCGAGUGGUGUCAGGAGGUUGGAAGAAAAACUAUGUCUGUGAUUGUGGUAACUAAGUCAAGGAAACCUGUUCUAGGAAGGCCUGCAAUGUUGGAAUUAGGGUGUGAAAGAGGUGGUGUGGACCAAGACCAUAACAAAAAAACAGAUACACCAACACUGAAAGACCUUACAAAAAAGAGAGAAUCAAGGCCGAGAAAAUGUGGAUGUCCUUUUACACUAAAAGGAGUGUGGAUGGAAGGUGAUAAAUGGAAGGUCAGGGUGCACUGUGGAGCACACAAUCAUGAGCUACCAGAAAUGCUUGUUGGCCACUCCGACGUAGAUAGGUCAAAGGAGGAGCAAAAGGAAAUAUUAGUUGAUCUGACUAAAAGUGGUGUUCGACAUCGGCGAGUGCUUAGCCCACUCAAACACAGAAGCAGAGAGAACAUGUCAAGAAUGAGGACAAUUUAUAAUUAUAGCGCAGCAAUAAAACUUACGGAGGUUGAAGGGAAGUCAGUAAUGCACAGUCCUUCUAGUGUAAACGUGUCAACAAUGAAGACAGUUGAGAAUGCAAGUUCAGCAAUAAAACUUACGGAGGUUGAAGGGAAGUCAGCAAUGCACACUCCUUCUAGUGUAAACGUGUCAACAAUGAAGACAGUUGAGAAUGCAAGUUCAGCAAUAAAACUUUCGGAGGUUGAAGGGAAGUCAGCAAUGCACACUCCUUCUAGUGUAAACGUGUCAGCAAUGAAGACAGUUGAGAAUGCAAGUGCAGCAAUAAAACUUACUGAGGUUGAAGGUAAGUCAGCAAUGCAACAGGUAUUGGGAUUGCUGUUGAAACACCAUUACGUGGAAUGGCAUAGGAGAGAUGAAAAGUCAGACGAGCUGAAAGAUAUCUUUUGGGCCCAUCCAGAAUCUUUACAAUUGGUCUUGGGUUUCCAUUCGGUGCUCAUUGUUGAUAGCACUUACAAGACCAACCGGUUUGGUUCACCUUUGCUUCGGAUUGUUGGUGUUACUUCUACAGGAAAAUUGUUCACCGUUGCAUUUAUAAUCUUGGAGGCAGAGACAGAAGAUCACUAUGUUUGGGCUUUGACUCGUUUAAAGAGACUAUUUUCGCCAAAUGCGCUACCAUCUACCUUUGUAACAGAUGGAGAGCUCAAAUUAGUGAAUGCAAUAGGUACAGUCUUUCCAAAAGCAAAAUGGCUGUUUUGCUCAUUGCAUGUCUUAAAAAAGGUUUCAGAAAAUUGCAAGCAAUACUUUGAGUCCGAUGAAGAAUUUGAAAGAUUUAUGAAAGAGUGGACAAAUCUGACUCAUGUGAGGACCAAAGACGAGUACGCUGAUGCUUUCUGUGACUUUGUAUUGACAUGGACAAGCUACCCUGGAUGCAUCCAGUAUUUACGUGAUAAUUGGCUACGACAUAAAGAGCAUUAUGUACCGGCAUGGACAAAGUUCAUAAAGCAUUUUGGAAACACGUCAAUAAAUAGAGUUGGCAGUUCUCAUGCUAUUCUUAAGAGUCAGCUAGCGGCUAAUAACUUCUCGAUUUGUUGGACGACAAUGCACAAGAUGAUAAGCGACGAGAUAAUAGACAUUAAGGCCUCCUUCGAGAAGAGUCUGACAUCCGUUCCAGACGAAUAUCUGCUUCCUGCUUUUAAAGAAUUGCGGGGUUGUGUUUCACAUAAGGCGAUGGAAUUUUUAUUGUUGGAGCACAGUCGUUCUGAAGAUGUAGGCUUCGAUGUAGGAGUUUGUGGGUGUGUCCUUCGCCUCUCUUAUGGGCUCCCUUGUGCCCACGAGAUAGUACAAUAUUUUCGUAAUGGUACAGAAAUACCUCUUUCUAAGAUUGACUCCCAGUGGAAACUACUUUCAACUAUACCAGUGCCUGAAGAGCAUAGCGAGUUCGAUUACCUUCCAGAGUUGAAAUCAGUCAGGGAAAGGUGGGAAAAGGCAUCCAAAUUUGAACGCAAGAUAAUGCAGAAGAAGUUAGAGGAAACUGCAUGCUUGUAGAGUUUUCUGUUGGUGUUCAAUUUUGAAUGAUCUGGAACUGAUGUGUCAGUUAGAUCAACUGCUUGAGUCGGUUUUAUCACUUAUCAGGAGAUGUUAGAGAUCCUGGGGAAGGACCACAUCACAGUAGUAUUGUUACAUCUUUUACAACUCAGAUGGACGAGCCAAGCUACACGAUGUAAAGUUUCAGAUACAUGCUCGGGCAGCAAAAAUGUUAGUAUAUCUGAUAAUAUUAGACUUGGUCUCUUUUUGCCUUGGAUCAGCUAACUGCAUGUCCCUCUGUUUUCAUCUGUGCUAUGUAAUGGCAUCUUGAUUCUUGGUAGAAAAGUAAUGUACAGUAAGUGUUCGGAGAACUGGUCUGUUGGUGUAUGAUUACAAACAUUCUGUUGUAAACUUGUAGUAUGUAAAGUCUUGACGAGUUAAACUAAUUACAAGGGUAUGCACCGUGAAUGCAUCCUAUGUGGCGUCGUACUCAUUGUUUGUGUUGAAUCAGAUUGUUUUUCAGUUUUGAGUUACA
Papaver somniferum (opium poppy) is the source of this 3535-nucleotide messenger RNA. RefSeq lists its product as uncharacterized. NCBI's taxonomy places the organism in Eukaryota, Viridiplantae, Streptophyta, Magnoliopsida, Ranunculales, Papaveraceae. Bases 277 to 3021 code for a protein of 914 amino acids. Gene Ontology annotation, biological process: regulation of DNA-templated transcription. The transcript is spliced from 5 exons. The record is from RefSeq and is a predicted model, not a curated record.